AUGCUGGCGGAACUGAUAUUUCUCUUUAGGAGUCUCCAUGGGAUACUUGCCUCCUCGGGCACCAUAGGAGCAGCGGCAAUUUGGCUGAUGAGCUAUAAGCCAGUCUUGUUUGGGUUCCUAUUCCUUCUGCUGUUGCUUAGCAACUGGCUGGUCAAGCAUGAACACAAGCUCACCCUCCCAGAGCCCCAGCAGGACAAGGUCCUCCAACGGCUUCUGUUCAGUGAAAUGAAGCUGAAGGUCCUAGAGAAUCAGAUGUUCAUCAUAUGGAAUAAAAUGAAUCACCACAGGCGGUCAAGCAGACAUCGGAAUUUUCCCAUGAAGAAACACAGAAUGAGGAGGCAUGAGUCGAUUUGCCCCACCCUGUCUGACUGUAUUUCCAGUUCCCCCAGCUAAUGAGGCUGAGGUAGGCUGGCCUCUGCAGAUGUUACCUUGACUCAGUAAAACCCAGUCACAGCCUA
Cebus imitator (Panamanian white-faced capuchin) is the source of this 458-nucleotide messenger RNA. RefSeq names its product testis expressed 46 (gene TEX46). The transcript has 2 exons. Lineage: Eukaryota; Metazoa; Chordata; Mammalia; Primates; Cebidae. The coding region runs from base 1 to 393 and encodes 130 amino acids. The record is from RefSeq and is a predicted model, not a curated record.